GGAUACCAUCACCGAGAACCGAGGGACAGCGUAGUAAACCCCAUCGAAGCCGGCGUGCAUGUAAAAGACGGUCCUUGCGCUUUGUUAUCUACCUCGCCCUAUCCACUCACGGCUUGCAGCUCUGAGUUGGUAUUCUUUCGUGUCGGCCAUUGGCGCAAAGAUUUGACACUGUCCUAAAUUCCAUCUUAUUUUGGUUGCAGUUGUCAGCGCUGCGGUAACGGAAGCUCAAACAACACCCAUCCCAGCUCACAAGCGCCCCGCUGUCGGCGUCGUCGCUGCUUUGAUCGACAUCACUCCAUCCAGGACAUUCUCAACUCCCGUCCUUGCCAGCAGGAUCUCAGACACGGGUACACGCACCGAGCCACCAGCUUGACUGGUGAUCGCCGCAGACAACUCCCGCAAACAGCACUGUCCUUGGCGCAUGCUGCAUAACAUUCUGCGGGGUGUCUUUGCGCAUCUUGGAAAGCCGCCUCUCAUUGUGCGCCGGGCUUCUUCUCGUUCCACCGUUAUCUUGGAAGCGUGGCGGGAUUUCUAGCUUAGUGGUGGCCAUGGCAGACCAGCUCGACCCUGUUGUCGCCCCUGAGAAGGAGGGCGCUGCUGAAACCACAACUGCCCCUGCCGAGCCUGCAGCUUUGUCUGUCGCGGCUGAAGAUUCCAAGCCUCAGGAGACUGCAGAUGUUGCGCCCGUCACUGCUGCAAUCGGGAAUCGCACAGCUGGGGAGCCUACUCCAGUUGUUCCCGCGGCCGGAGAGUCAAUGCCUCAGGAGGCUGCAAAGGCGGCGCCAGUCACUGCUGUGGCCGAGGAUCCCAAAGCUGAGGAGCCUACUCCGGCCAUUGCCGCGGCCGGAGAGCCAAAGCCUCAGGAGGUCGCAGAGACCGCCCCCGGCGGUGUUGCAAGUGGAGAAACGAAACCCCAAGAGACGUCACUUGCUGCUGGGGCUGCCGAGGCCGCGGAGUCAGAGGAGUACAUCGAGGACAUCCCUGACCCUGACGAAGAUGACCUGGACGAUUUAGAUGACAUGCUGGAGGAGUUUUCGGCUGCGAAGAUCGACCCCAAGGCCAAGAGCCCAGCAGCCGCUCCCCCUGGCCCAAGCAUACCAAAGCCCGCUCCGCCGGCGGCAACAGUCGAGGAUGGCUUCUCGGAGGAGGAGUUUGCCAAGCAGCUCCAAGCUGGCAUGGCUGACCUGCUGGGAGAGAUGGAAACCUCGCCGGAGAUGAAAGCCCAGUUUGAGCAGUUUGAGAGCAUAUUCAAGGAGCUGGGGGCAGCCGACGUAGCCGCCGAGUCGCAGCCACCUUCCGGCGCCGGCGCCGCGCCAAGUCAAGGGGCAAAGGGCGCCGGCGGCCCUGGCUCCACGUUCCAGGACAACAUCCGCCGGACCAUGGAGCGGAUACAGGCCUCGGGGGAGUCGGCGACGGCGGCCGCCACGGCAGACUCCCAGUCGGCCGACGACCUGCUGGCCGAGAUGCUCAAGUCCAUGAACAGCGGCCAGGGCGGGCUGGGCGAGGGCGGCGAGGAGGACUUCUCCAAGAUGCUGCUCGGCAUGAUGGAGCAGCUGACCAACAAGGAGAUCCUCUACGAGCCCAUGAAGGAGCUCAGCGACAAGUACCCAGAGUGGCUCGAGAAGAACAAGGGGACCAUCUCGGCCGAGGACCUGGCCAGGUACAAGGUGCAGCAGCGCCUAGCGGGGGAGAUCGUCGCCAAGUUCGAGGAGAAGUCGUACGCGGACUCGAACGCCGCCGACCGCGAGUACAUCGUCGACAGGAUGCAAAAGAUGCAAGCCGAGGGGUCGCCGCCGUCCGACCUUGUUGGUGACAUGCCGUCCGCGCAGGAAGCACUGGGAGGACCGGACGAGGAAGCGUGCAACCCACAGUGACAGAUGUUUGCACGGUACACGGCAGCGACUUGAACAAGAGCGUUUGUUUGUAUAUAGAAGCCUCUCACUGAUAAUUUGCAGCUUUUUUUUUUUUCUCAUGCAGCGCUCACUGCUAUCUUGUUUCUACAUGGCCAUCUUUUCCUAGAUGCUCUCCUAUACCCUGACACCCAACAUUGUAAGUGAUACAAGUCUGCCUAUCCGAGGCAUGUAAUGCAUAUAUCCGAG
Molecule: messenger RNA, 2099 nt
Organism: Gaeumannomyces tritici R3-111a-1
Lineage: Eukaryota; Fungi; Ascomycota; Sordariomycetes; Magnaporthales; Magnaporthaceae
Exons: 4
Coding region: 549-1874 (441 amino acids)
Biological process (GO): protein import into peroxisome membrane
Cellular component (GO): peroxisomal membrane; peroxisome
Source: RefSeq, a predicted model, not a curated record